Aureococcus anophagefferens is the source of this 774-nucleotide messenger RNA. RefSeq lists its product as hypothetical. The transcript has a single exon. Gene Ontology annotation, biological process: inositol catabolic process. Gene Ontology annotation, molecular function: iron ion binding; inositol oxygenase activity. Gene Ontology annotation, cellular component: cytoplasm. NCBI's taxonomy places the organism in Eukaryota, Pelagophyceae, Pelagomonadales, Pelagomonadaceae. The record is from RefSeq and is a predicted model, not a curated record. The coding region runs from base 1 to 774 and encodes 257 amino acids.
AUGCGGACGCACCAGACCGUGGCCUUUGUGAAAAAGAUGCACGCCAAGUACGACUUCUCCGAGGGCAAGGCGCGGUGCCGCAUGACGGUCCAGGAGUGCUUCCGCGUGCUGGAGAACUACGUCGACUCGUCGGACCCGGACGUGGGCCUGCCGAACAUCGUCCACAUGCUCCAGACGGCGGAGGCCAUCCGCGCCGCGGGCCACCCGGACUGGUUCCAGCUCGUCGGCCUCGUCCACGACAUGGGCAAGAUCAUGUACCUCUGGGGCUGCGCCGAGGACGGCCAGGUCGGCACGGCCGACGGGCCCCAGUGGGCCCUGGGCGGCGACACCUGGGUCGUCGGCUGCGCGCUGCCGUCGGGCGACGCGCGGCCGGGCGUCGUCUACCCGCAGUUCUCGUCGCUGAACCCGGACGCGCGCGACCCGGCGCUCAACACGCCGUGCGGCAUGUACGAGCCGGGCUGCGGCAUCGACAACCUGCUGUUCGCCUACGGCCACGACGAGUACCUCUACCAGAUGUGCACGGCCAACGGCGUCAAGCUCCCCAAGGCGGGCUUCGACAUGAUCCGCUACCACAGCGCGUACCCCUGGCACACGGGCCGCAUCUACGACCACCUCAUGAAGCCCGAGGACCACGAGGCCCUCAAGUGGGUCCUCGAGUUCAACACCUUCGACCUCUACACCAAGGACGAGGACAACGUCAUCGACGUGGAGAAGCUCUGGCCCUACUACCAGGGCCUCAUCGACAAGUACAUGCCGGGCAAGCUCAAGUGGUGA